This is a messenger RNA of Capsella rubella, 860 nucleotides long. Its product is annotated as polyadenylate-binding protein-interacting protein 2. The record is from RefSeq and is a predicted model, not a curated record. The transcript is spliced from 3 exons. Lineage: Eukaryota; Viridiplantae; Streptophyta; Magnoliopsida; Brassicales; Brassicaceae. The coding region runs from base 188 to 637 and encodes 149 amino acids.
UAUCAUUCUUCACCGUUGGAUCGUCACUUUUCCCGUAACACGUGUCUGUGACACUUACCGGUUUUACCGGCUACUCACUUCUCUUCUACCUCUUUUAAAAACGUCCCAAGCUUCUCAUCUCUCACUCCACAGGUGUGACUCGCUCUCUACGACUCAGUUUGACUCGUUGAUCGGAGAAAGGUGGAAGAUGUCGUCGGCGAUGGUAGAUCGGAGGUUAUCGACGCUAAACCCGAACGCGCCUGUGUUUGAUCCGGUUGGAUUCCGCGAGGUUGAGGAUUUUUCGCCGAAGUGGUGGGAUCUGGUGACGACGUCUAAAUGGUUCCGUGAUUUCUGGCUGAGUUCUAACUCCGAGUACGAUUUCGAAGACGACGGCGACGAUGAUUUCUCUGUUAUGGAAGAAGAGCUCGAAGAGAUGAUCGCUUCCUCUGACGGUGGUUCUACGGUUGAUUCAGUAACUGAGUCAGAUGUUGCUAAGUAUUUGAAGAUGCUUUUGAGUAUGACGAAAGAGAAGCUUAAUAACAGAUCGAAGAUGAUAAUGUCUUCUUCUUGUUCACCAAAGUAUAACCAGAAGAAGAGCUACGUGAUGAAUCCAAACUUCAAUUGUCGCCGGAAUCAUCAUAUCUAUCAGCCACGGUGAUCGAAGCUUCUAGAAGAAAACUAAAGCAGCUCUUCUCUUUUAGGAUGAAUAAGAGUGUAGUUUGUUUGCGUUGAAUGUGUAAUUAUGAUCAGCUUUGUAUAACUAAACCAAAUUGGAAUUGGGAUCGAACCAGGUCGGUUCGGUUCGUGUUCAAUUUUGGUUUCGAUUGCGGUUUGUAUUUUGGUUAUGAACUUUCAAACAUCUAUAAAUAAAGUUGAACCAA